Trematomus bernacchii (emerald rockcod) is the source of this 1998-nucleotide messenger RNA. RefSeq names its product killer cell lectin-like receptor subfamily B member 1B allele B. Lineage: Eukaryota; Metazoa; Chordata; Actinopteri; Perciformes; Nototheniidae. The coding region runs from base 121 to 1248 and encodes 375 amino acids. The transcript is spliced from 9 exons. The record is from RefSeq and is a predicted model, not a curated record.
GAUAGACUUCAACAGAAGAGAGGGAACAACCAGUUCUCCUAUUGCGAUGUCCAGAGGUUUAAUUAGAGCAACACUUCUCCGUCUACGAGUCAGAGAGGGCUCAACAGAGCGGCUGUAGUGAUGGCGGAGGGAGAGGAGGAGGUGCACUACGCUUCUGGCGUGUUCAAAGCCGGCAACAAUCCUCCACCUGCGGCAAAGAGAGCUGAGGAAACUGUGUACGUUGAGGUGAAGGUGCAGAACGAAACAAAGAACGAGGCAAAAAGAGGGGAGGAAACUGUGUACGAUGAGGUGAAGGUGCAGAACGAAACAAAGAACGAGGCAAAAAGAGGGGAGGAAACUGUGUACGGUGAGGUGAAGGUGCAGAAAGAAACAAAGAACGAGGACUCAGCAGGACAUCGGCGGUUUCAGCACUUGGCUUGUUGUUUGGGGAUUCUUUGUGUCAUUCUGCUGGGUGGCAUCAUCGGAGUCUGCGUCUUCCUUGCUACAUUAAGCCAUGAGAGUGAUCCAAACCGGUUUAAAGAAAACUCAACUCUACGGGCAAACAACACAAAACUCAGCUUCGAAAAUGCAAACUUGACGACGGACAACAAGAAUCUGGCGGACCAGUUGGGCAACCUGACACAAGCCUAUACUGUCUCAGAGAGCAACAACAAAAACCUGUCUGCAGGAGUCCAGGAGCUGAACACACGAAACCAGGAGCUGGAGACUGAGAAGAAGAACUUGAAACAGCAAAUACAAAACAUGACAACAAACUGGAAUGAGCUCAACGUCAGUCGAGCUCAGUGGAGCAUCGAUUCCUACUGCUUAGGAAAUACCAAUAAAAAGUGUCAAGCUUGUCAGAAGGGCUGGGGACUCACUGGUCUCAGCUGCUAUGCGUAUAAUAACCCUCAGCCUCCUAAUCGAAAAACCUGGGAAGAAGCUCGAGAAGACUGCAAAGGAAAGAAUUCAGAUUUGGCUGUUGCACAUAAUCCUGCUGAAAAGGAAGCAAUCAAUGAAAAAAGCUUUGGAUCUAAUGGAUUCUGGAUUGGUCUGAGAGUUGUAAAUAAGAAAUGGGAGUGGGUGGAUGGAAGUAAUCUGACUGAUAGCUCCUGGAUACCAGAUCCUGUUGACGGUCACUGUGCAGUGUUUUACAACAGAAACUACAAGGGCAGAUACUGGUACAGGGGCAAGGGCAGCAGCUACUGGUACUCAGCGAGCUGUGAUGAGAAACAACGAUGGAUCUGCAAGAAGAAGCCUCUGUCUGUUUAAACAAAGCAGUCAUUCUAAGAAGGUUACUGGAAACUCUUUGAAAAAAAUAUGAAUUAUUUGUUAAUAAAAACAAUUUCCAAACAAAAUAUAAAACAAAAAAAGUAUAAAAACAGUAAUUCCAGAAACGUUUCACAAACUCGUAAUGUGGAUUAUUUUAAACUCGAUGUACUUUUAGUUUGACUUAAUUCCUAUGGAGCUUGCUAAAUUAAUGCAAAUAUUUCUUUCUUUAAAAUGUGUAUGGUGUUUUUAUUAGAUAUGGAUGGUUAAAAUAGUUAUACUGUUUUGUGUGAAUAAUGUUAUUCUAUUGUGUUAGAGAUGCAACGCUUAAACUCAGCAGAUUAUUGUAAAGAUUAUGGACCAUUUUAUUUGAUUGCUUCUACCGGCCAACAGAGGGCGCUGCAUCACUUGUUCUCAAUACAAUGUUCCAGAGUCUGUUAAAUAAUCAUUUCCAAGAUUCAAGAUUCAAAGGUUUAUUGUCAUGACAUUUAGAAACUACGGUGUAAUUAUGUAAUGUAUAAAAAAUGUGAUCGCAGGUUCCUUAACAGUGCAAUUAACAAGACAUAAGAAUUACAUAUAAAAAACAACAAUACAAAUAAAAAUAGUGCAAGCUCAGGUGUUUAAUAGUCUUAUGGCCAGUGGGAUGAAACUGUCCCUGAUACUAUUCUGAUGACGCACACUUUAUGGAUGAUUUGUAUCUAUCUGUAUUUUUGUCUAUGAGCAAUGUCUUGUUUUACUCUGUUGUCACCAUGA